Molecule: messenger RNA, 527 nt
Organism: Ctenopharyngodon idella (grass carp)
Lineage: Eukaryota; Metazoa; Chordata; Actinopteri; Cypriniformes; Xenocyprididae
Product: galactose-specific lectin nattectin-like
Exons: 7
Coding region: 45-527 (160 amino acids)
Source: RefSeq, a predicted model, not a curated record
ACUGACAUUGAUCUACUGAACAGAGUUCCAGUGUUCUCUGAGAAAUGAUGGCGGUCUGGACUGUCUACCUGUCUCUCUGUUUUCUGGUCGCUUUGAAUGCUUCAGAGGAAACGCAUCCUGUUGAAAGUAAAGAUUGUGGCGAGUGUUGGUUAGGAUGGACUGCCUUUGGAUGCAAAUGCUUCAAGUAUUUCAGUAACCAACAAACGUGGGCUGGAGCCGAGAAAACCUGUUUGGACGUUAAUGCGAACCUUGCUUCCGUACACUUCCGUGAGGAGUACGUGUUUCUACAGAACCUGGUUAUAUACGAAACUCAACAUACAACACGUGCCUGGAUCGGAGGCCAUGAUGCUGUUGAGGAGGGAAAAUGGCUCUGGAGUGAUGGAACCAGAAUGAACUUUCAAAUAUGGUCGCCUGGAAAUCCCAAUAACUAUGCUGGAACUGAGCACUGCCUUGAGAUGAACUAUGACGAUGGCAACUGGAAUGAUGACAAAUGUUCUGAAUUUAAGCCCUUUGUGUGUGCGUACUGA